AUGGUCUCUCGAGUCCUCAGGCUUCUAGCUCUAUGCUCAGUCCCCCUCACGCAGGCCUUUGUUAUUCCCCACGAUAUCCAAGCCCUACUGAGCAGCGACGCAAGCGCUCACACUCUCGAAACAACCCCCGACAUCGAAACUCUCACUCGUCCCAACUGGUUCGAGUCAACUCUUCUAGCCCGACGACUCCUCGCAAAGUCCUCAUCAGGCGUGAUCUCAACCAUCUUCCCCUCCCCACCCCCACCAAACACCCGCUCCCCAACCUCAGUAGCAGGCCUUCCGAUCGGAUUGCGAGAAUACAUCGCAGACUGCGACUCCAGUCUCCCCUCCGACCUAUCCCACUCCGAUAACGGAGACCCAACGAUCCUCGCCCUCCGCGUCGCAACAACAUUCAAAAACAUCGGCGCAGGCUCAAAUCUCAGCCUCGAACUAGACUGGUGGGAACAUCUCGAAGAGGCAGUCCCUGUUUAUCCCGGUCUCCCACGGAGUCCAGCUGCACUUCCCCGUGUAACGUUAUUCGGAUACCUCGAGCCGCUCCCCGAGCUCUCGGCGCACAGUGCCGCCCAGCUGGAACGGUGUUUCCUUGAUUCUCAUCCCGAUGCGAAGGUGUGGUUACCUGGUGCGUCGAGGUCGCCUCAUUCUAGCUUUUGGGCGCGGAUGGUGGUCACUAGUGCGUAUUGGAUUGGUGGAUUUGGAGACGUGCAGCAGAUUGGAUGGAUUGAUAUUGAUGAGUGGAAGGGGAUUAGACCAUACGAGAGUGUUGGUGGUGUUGGGGAUGGACGGGGAUGGGAAGAUGUGCGACUUCCUGGCGAGAAGGAAUAG
Molecule: messenger RNA, 822 nt
Organism: Penicillium angulare
Lineage: Eukaryota; Fungi; Ascomycota; Eurotiomycetes; Eurotiales; Aspergillaceae
Exons: 1
Coding region: 1-822 (273 amino acids)
Source: RefSeq, a predicted model, not a curated record